Dendronephthya gigantea is the source of this 2343-nucleotide messenger RNA. RefSeq names its product rab proteins geranylgeranyltransferase component A 1-like. Bases 22 to 2277 code for a protein of 751 amino acids. NCBI's taxonomy places the organism in Eukaryota, Metazoa, Cnidaria, Anthozoa, Malacalcyonacea, Nephtheidae. The transcript is spliced from 7 exons. The record is from RefSeq and is a predicted model, not a curated record. Gene Ontology annotation, cellular component: Rab-protein geranylgeranyltransferase complex; cytoplasm; cytosol. Gene Ontology annotation, biological process: vesicle-mediated transport; protein geranylgeranylation; intracellular protein transport. Gene Ontology annotation, molecular function: GDP-dissociation inhibitor activity.
ACGAGUGAUCAAAAAUUAGAAAUGGCGGACGACCUUCCAUCAGAAUAUGAUGCAAUCAUCUUAGGAACAGGUCUCCCAGAAUCUGUUGUUGCUGCUGCCCUUUCAAGGAUUGGUUUUAAAAUAUUGCAUUUGGACAGGAAUGACUACUAUUCAGGCUACUGGGCUUCCUUUUCUUUUGAUAACUUACUGGAAUGGAUUAAAGAAAACAAUGAAAGAGGAGCUGAACAUAGUAGAAAUCCUGAAUCUGUGGUGAAUGGGGAAGUUUGUUUCCCCUCUUGUGGAAAUAAAAUCACCAAUAUUGAAGUACAAUCGUACUUAAGGAAGGUAGAACCGGAGAGUAAAGAAUAUGGGAAAAACAACUCUACUAUUGUAUCUGAUUCUUCAAAAGGGAACUUGGAAAAUGUGGCCAGUGUCUGUGAAAACUUGAUGCCUUGUGAACCUACAAAUGCAGCAAAACUGGGCUCUGAUCCUGCAGAAUUAACAAACACAUCAGUUUUUCCUGAACACAGUGACACCAGCAACGUAACUGGACCAGACAUUCAUCAAGAAUCUGGAGAUGGACAGGGAAAUGACUUUAUAAAAUGUGUAGAAGGAAGUAAUGAUGGCGAAGUAAUUACGUCAAAUACCAGUCCUGAAUAUGGAAAAGGGGAAAGGAAAGAUAUUACAGAACGGGUAGAAGAAAGUAACCAAAGCCAAGUGACUGGGUCAAACAUCUCUCCAGAAUCAGGAGAUAGGCAGAGAAAUGAUAUUACAAAUGGUGUGAACGAAAGUGGUAAUAGCGGCAUAAGUAACGUCAGCGAAGUUGCUGGCUCAAACAUCAAUCCUGAAUCAGAAAAUAAGAAGAAUAAAGAAGAUAAAAGACCUCCAGAAGAGUCAUCUCCAGUGGAUACCGUCAUUAGUUGGGCUAAAACGAGGAAAGUAAAAAACACAAAGAAAUUGGACAAAAAUUCGACCCACGACGAUUUUUCAAAACAAAGUCGAAAAUUUAACAUUGAUCUUUCUCCCAAAGUUUUAUUUUCUCGUGGCUUGAUGGUAGAAUCUUUGAUCAAUGCAAACAUUUCUCACUACGCUGAGUUCAAAAUAAUCAGUCGUAUAUUGACCAAGAUGAACGGCAAGAUUGAAGAUGUUCCUUGCUCACGAUCCGAUGUUUUUAGUAGCGAGUUAAUAAAUGUUCUAGAAAAGCGUGCUUUGAUGAGGUUUAUCACAUUUUGUUCUACUUUUGAAGAUUCUCCGAGCGAGUACGAGAGUUUUCAAGAUAAACCAUUUAUGGAAUUCUUAAAAUCUCGUAAACUCACAUCAAACCUUCAGUAUAUUAUUCUUAAUGCUAUUGCUGGAGUACCCGCGUCAACGUCCACACUCUCUGGAUUGAAAGCGACUCAGAAAUUUCUGCGUUCAUUAGGUCGUUAUGGUAACACACCAUUUUUAUGGUCAUUAUAUGGUACUGGUGAACUGCCACAGGCGUUCUGUCGUAUGUCUGCGGUAUUUGGUGGAAUAUACUGUCUACGUAAGAAUGUCAAAUCAUUGGUUCUCGACGAGGAUAACAAGAAUUGCCUGGCAGUCAUUUCUGAAGAUGGCCAACGGCUGAAAACAAAAUGGCUUAUCAUGGAGACGUCUUAUGCACCAGAUAUGUUUGACGUAGUUACUGAGAGUAUGACGUCACGAGCUAUAGUAAUCACAGAUAAAUCUCUAAGCCCAGCAGAACGGGAACAUAUCAGCAUGCUUACAUUACAAAGUCGCUCAAAUGGAUCUCCUGUGCGUGUUAUUGAACUUACACCAUCUUCAAUGGCUUGUCCAGAAUCCCUUUGCAUUGUUCAUUUUACUACGGAAACGGUAGUAAAUGCUUUAGAAGAUCUCAAUUUUUAUGUACAAGACCUGUUCACCACGCCAGAUGCAGCUGACAACGAUAGUGGAAAGCCAGUCAUGCUGUGGUCAGUUUAUUUCAAUGUGAAGAACGGUGUUCCCACAAACAGCAAUAAGCUUCCUCUAAAUGUUAGAGUAACGUCGUUACCUUCAGCCCAUUUGGAUUUUGAAGAUGCCAUGUUUGAGGCUAAAGAAAUCUUCACCUCCAUAUGUCCGAAUGAAGAUUUCCUACCAGCUGUUCCUAACCCGGAAGACAUUAUAUGGGAUGAUAUUGGAAGUUGCACAAAGGAGGAAAAAGCUAAUGAUGAAGAAACUCCUACCAUUGGAGAACCAUGUUCAGCUGAAGAUAGUGCUGAAUUACCUGAUUCUAACCCUGGAGAUCUACCAAGUACCGAGUCUACCGACCCAGAGAAAUGAAUUAAAGAAUGAAAAAUAAAUAUAAUAUGUUGCACUACUGGAAACGGGGCGAGGGAAUAUAAAUUA